CGUAUUUUGACAACAGUUUUUUAAGGACAGAAUAGUGAUUCUUCUCCUAACUUCUUAUUAUUGAAGAAGGGUGAUUGCAUUAGAUAUUAAAAACUUAUAAUAUCGUGUUGUUUUAUGAUGUUGAAGCAAAAAGUUUCACUGGAAUGGAAGAAACGCGUUAAAAAUGAAUACAUGAAAAUUCGGCUGAGUAAGCGUCAUAAAAAGGUGGAUGAUGUUCGAUCGGCUUGGAAUCGAAACCGACAAGCCUUGUUAGGUAUGUUGGUUGCGGAAAAUGAUGAGUGGCUCUCUACUAAUGCUACAUGGUUGCAAUGCGAGGUGGAGCAGCUUCCUCAUGUUAACUGCAUGAAAAAAGCGGUGGUAAUAGAUCAUGAAGGAAAUCAUCAAAAUGUGUCAAUUCGAGUGGUCAAUGCUGUUACAACGAUUCCAACUAUGUAUACAUGGGCUCCAACGCAACAAAACUUUAUGGUUGAGGAUGAGACUGUGCUUCACAACAUACCGUAUAUGGGCGACGAAGUUCUCGAUAAAGAUGGUUCAUUUAUCGAGGAGUUGAUUAAAAAUUAUGAUGGUAAAGUACAUGGUGAUAAGGAAGAUAGCAUUGAUGAUGCUAUGUUUGUUGAACUGGUACAUACAUUGAUGCAAUACACAAACCAGGAAUCAAAUAUCGACGAAAAAACCGCACACUCUAAAUCGCCUAUUGGAGAAAAAUCGCCCAUUUCGAUUAAUAAUUUUGAUCAAAGCAUUGGAAAAGCUUCGUCGAGUAAAAUGGAAAAAGACAACAAUUGCGAUGAAAACUUGACAUGUAAUGAUUUGAAUACAAAUAAGGAGUUAAGAUUGCCCCAACCGAAUGCCAUGAAAAAGAAUCGACUCAAUGUAAAGGCUUUUCCUGCACCGAUAAUAUUUCAAGCUAUCAGCUCACUGUUUCCUGAGAACGGAACAGGAGAAGAACUGAGAGAUAAAUAUAUUGAACUAACUGAGCGUGUUGAUCCCGAAAGACCACCAGAAUGCACCCCAAAUAUCGAUGGCCCAAGGGCGGAAUCAGUUUCGCGGGAGCAAACUCUUCAUUCUUACCACACACUAUUCUGUCGACGAUGUUUUAAAUAUGACUGCUUUUUGCACCGUCUGCAAGCUUGUCAUCCUGGUCCUAAUCUCCAAAGACGUAGAUGGCCUGAGUUAAAACCACCUGGCAAACCAUGCGGUGAAGCGUGCUAUCUUCUUUUGGAUGGUGUAAAGCAACUGAUAUCUUUCGAUAACAUAGGCAAAUCUCCCGUAAUGCUGGAUUCUGGAAAUGAAGCAUGUUCUGAAGAUAGUAACGACAGUAGCCAAUGUAGCAAGGAUGCCACGUUAACAAAAUCAUCGAAAAAUGGAAGCAACUUAUUUGAAAUCUUUGACCCAAAAGAUACAGAAUGGAACGGUUCAGAUAAGUCAUUUUUUCGCACGUUGCAAAAAACAUUUCUUAACAACUACUGCGCCAUCGCUGAAGCAAUGUUGACAAAAACAUGUCAACAAGUGUAUCGUUUUGUUCAACAAGAAGCAGCUGCUUGCCUACCAAUUGAGGUGAACAAGGAUAAUACACCACCGCGCAAGAAGAAGAAGAAGCAUCGUCUUUGGUCUGUGCAUUGUCGUAAAAUUCAGUUAAGGAAGGAAGAUAGCUCAAAUCAUGUUUUUAACUAUUCACCUUGCGAUCAUCCGGGACAAUGCGAUGCGAAUUGCCCAUGUUACAGUGCUCAAAAUUUUUGUGAGAAAUUUUGCAACUGCAGUAGCGACUGUCAAAAUAGAUUUCCUGGAUGCCGCUGCAAAGCUCAGUGUAAUACAAAGCAAUGCCCUUGCUAUUUGGCCGUACGUGAGUGCGAUCCAGACCUUUGCCAGACAUGUGGGGCUGAGCAUUACGAAAUUGGUAAGAUAACUUGUAAAAAUGUGAGCGUGCAGAGAGCUUUGCACAAACAUCUUCUGAUGGCACCAUCUGAUGUGGCUGGAUGGGGAAUAUUUCUCAAAGAAAGUGCACAGAAAAAUGAGUUUAUCUCAGAGUAUUGUGGAGAAAUAAUAUCGCAAGACGAAGCUGACCGCCGCGGCAAAGUUUAUGAUAAGUACAUGUGCAGUUUUCUCUUUAAUCUAAAUAACGAUUUUGUCGUUGACGCUACAAGAAAAGGAAACAAAAUUCGUUUUGCGAACCAUUCUAUCAAUCCAAACUGCUACGCUAAAGUAAUGAUGGUGAAUGGAGACCAUCGAAUUGGUAUAUUUGCAAAACGUGCAAUCCAGCCUGGGGAGGAACUUUUCUUUGAUUAUCGCUAUGGUCCUACGGAGCAGCUAAAAUUUGUGGGAAUCGAACGAGAAAUGGAAAUCCUAUGAACUCCAAAUACUACUUUUUUCUAAUUGCUAGAUUCUUGAUUUCACGGUUGUCAUCUGUGUCGUGCGAACUUAAUAAAAACGAUCUGGAACUCUGAAA
Messenger RNA from Anopheles arabiensis, 2443 nucleotides. It is a transcript of the gene E(z), whose product is annotated as histone-lysine N-methyltransferase E(z). Gene Ontology annotation, biological process: chromatin remodeling. NCBI's taxonomy places the organism in Eukaryota, Metazoa, Arthropoda, Insecta, Diptera, Culicidae. Bases 115 to 2346 code for a protein of 743 amino acids. The transcript has 6 exons. The record is from RefSeq and is a predicted model, not a curated record. Gene Ontology annotation, molecular function: protein binding; histone H3K27 methyltransferase activity.